AAAACAGUGUCUACUAUCUAUCAUCAGCAGCAUCAGACGUCGGUACUAGUAGCAGAAGCCGCGGCAGGAUGACCACGAAGACGUGGAGCCUAUUUUGGGGCUCAAAUUUCGUGAGAGCGCCCCUGCAGAAUGGAGUAGGUCGAUAUGUACAGCAGCUGCAGAGGAUUACAUUCAAGUUUUGCAAGACUCACGGAGGCAGCAAAGGCAUGAGGGAAUACAUAGAGAAGGAGCUGAUAGGAUUUGCUCGGGAGAACCCUGGUGUUGUGGUGUAUGUCAAGCCUCGCCGCCACCGCUCCCCUUGCCUCAAGGCUGAGUACUUAAAUGGGGGCGAGGAUUACAUAUCAACCCAUGUGAACACUUGUGAGGACAUCGUGAAAUGGGUGGAGUAUCUAAGAGGCCGAUCUGGCUAUCCCAUUGAAAGGCUGAGGAAGUACCACCACACAGAUUAUCCUUCCAUCCAAGGCCCAUGGACCCCCUGGACCCACCGCCACCCCAGCAUCAACUUCAAGGAGUAUCCCUGUGAGGAACUGUCAGCUGUUCAUCCAACAGAGAUCUCUGCCACCCAGAAACUUCUAGAGCUGUAUGAGCAGCAAAAGCAGCAACAGGAAGGAGUGGAGAGCACCACUUCAUGAUGCUAAACUGCCCCUAAAGCUUACUUGUUGUACAUAGUGUGUUAUGUUGUUAUUGUACAACUUUAGAUUAAAAUUAAACUAGUUAUAUUUCC
This is a messenger RNA of Portunus trituberculatus (swimming crab), 724 nucleotides long. RefSeq names its product 39S ribosomal protein L43, mitochondrial-like (gene mRpL43). The record is from RefSeq and is a predicted model, not a curated record. NCBI's taxonomy places the organism in Eukaryota, Metazoa, Arthropoda, Malacostraca, Decapoda, Portunidae. Gene Ontology annotation, biological process: mitochondrial translation. The transcript has 4 exons. Gene Ontology annotation, cellular component: mitochondrial large ribosomal subunit. Gene Ontology annotation, molecular function: structural constituent of ribosome. Bases 69 to 632 code for a protein of 187 amino acids.